This is a messenger RNA of Drosophila navojoa, 1252 nucleotides long. RefSeq lists its product as uncharacterized. The record is from RefSeq and is a predicted model, not a curated record. NCBI's taxonomy places the organism in Eukaryota, Metazoa, Arthropoda, Insecta, Diptera, Drosophilidae.
UGUUUCUUGCUUGCUUGCUUUUUGCGGCAAAACAAAAAUACAAAACUAUAAAUUAAAUGAAUCUUAAUGUUAGCAACAGUUUUGGAUUUACUUGCCGUUUGCUACGGAAACAAUGCGACAAUGCACAGACGAGCAAACGUACCGCCGAGGAUCUUGUCGAUCUGCUCAAGAGUCUAAACGCAAAGGAAAAGCUUCUGUUAUCAAAAUACUUUUGUCAAUUACCUUUAAGUGUCGGUAGUUUUCGAGUGUUGCGCCAGUUGCAAAAGCUAAGAAUUCUGACGGCCACAGAAUAUAUAUGCAGUAUUGAGAACGAUGAGCAGCUGGAAUUGAUAUUAAUAGAGUUUCUGCAAAAUGAAAAUGAAUUGUUGAUAAAUCUUUUUAUUUCGGCUCAUUAUGAUUCUGUAAAUAUGCUGAGACUGAAUAAUAUACUCGUAAAUGCUUUAAAAAAUCUCUUUACCGCUCUGGCUGUUAAUCCUAAGAUCAGCAGCUUGAGCUAUGUUGAACCGCUGUGUAAAUCUUUGCCUGACGAUGUAUUGUUAAAUGUAUGCAUACAAAUGCACUUGAAUUGUCUAUUGGAGUUGCAUGUGGCUGCCGAUAUUAGUCUGGCGUUUCAACAUUUGAGUGCCUGGAUUAAUGAGGGAGUCGAUGAAUUAAUCUUCAUCAAACGCCUCACUGAUAAACUUCUUGUCAGACAUCAGGAGCAAGCAUUAAGUCAUCUAUUUAAAGUAUCUACGUCAACCAGUUUUAAGUAUUGGAAAUUCUAUAUAAUUUUGCUGCAAUCAAUAGCCAGCGCCGCUAAUGCAGACACGACCACUUUCAUUAAAAAAUACCUCAAGAAUCGUCUGCUACAUGCGGCUACGCUUCGCUGCCAGCUUACCUUAUUGCAUUUACUACUCACGGCGCGAGCUGCUGCGGCUAACACAAUGAAUAUACAACAAAAUUUGGAUAAUUAUGCUAAGUGGUAUAAGCAAAAUAUAGGCGAAAUGUCCUAUGUGCUAAGCACUGAACAGUUUCAGGUAGUUUUAAAUAUGCUAGAAGAUUCCAUACAUUACGAACAAGAAAUUGAUUAUGUAGAGAUUCAUGCAGCGAUUGCCAUUUCACCUGGUGGCAAACUGGUGCAGUCCUAUAAAACCAAGUGCAAGGCCCAUUUAGCACGUUUAAAACUUGCCAGAAAGCAAAAUGAUAUUAUAAAUUGUUAGAUUUUGUUUGUAUUCAUAUUUAGUAUUUAAAAAUUUAUCUAUAUAUUUACAAU